UUGUCCAGUAUUAUCUUUGGGAGCACGCUACAACAUUAUGGGCCAUUUCGCUAAGCGAUUCCAAGUCCCCUACCGCAAGUGGAUGCCAAAGAUGCCGAUAUUUCAUUUGCUAUCCGACACAGGCGGCCUCCCACGCGCAGUGCAAUUUUUAUUGGAAGAGUUCUUCGGCCGUCAAUUGGAGAAAGCUAACACUUUUUUUGAUGACGUGGAGAAUAUCAACAAGAAUAUCGAUAGAAUCUUUACAGAGUAG
Molecule: messenger RNA, 250 nt
Organism: Paraglomus occultum
Lineage: Eukaryota; Fungi; Glomeromycota; Glomeromycetes; Paraglomerales; Paraglomeraceae
Source: the annotation of a GenBank genome assembly